AUGUCGAAGAGAAUAACCCAGAAGGACUAUCUCUUCUACACAGGCUGCAGUGUCUGCUCCCAGUUUUCAAGAGGAGUCUUUGCUAUUUUUGGAUUCUAUGACAAGAAGUCUGUAAAUACCAUAACAUCGUUCUGUGGGACUCUUCAUGUCUCCUUCAUAACUCCUAGCUUCCCAACAGAUGGAACACAUCCCUUUGUCAUUCAGAUGAGACCUGACCUCAAGGGAGCUCUUCUAAGCUUGAUCGAAUACUAUCAGUGGACCAAGUUUGCGUAUUUGUAUGACAGUGACAGAGGCUUAUCAACAUUGCAAGCUGUGCUGGAUUCCGCUGCUGAAAAGAAAUGGCAAGUGACUGCUAUCAAUGUAGGAAAUAUUAACAAUGACAGAAAAGAUGAAACUUAUCGUUCACUAUUUCAAGAUCUAGAAGUAAAAAAGGAAAGGCGAGUGAUUUUGGACUGUGAACGCGAUAAAGUCAACGACAUUGUUGAUCAGGUGAUUACAAUUGGUAAACAUGUUAAAGGAUACCAUUAUAUCAUUGCAAAUCUGGGAUUUACUGAUGGAGAUUUGUCAAAAAUUCAGUUUGGAGGAGCUAAUGUCUCAGGAUUUCAGAUAGUUGACUAUGAUGAUCCUCUGGUAUCAAAAUUUAUACAACGUUGGUCAACGCUGGAGGAAAAAGAAUAUCCCGGUGCACACACUAGUACAAUUAAGUAUACAUCUGCUCUGACCUAUGAUGCUGUUCAAGUGAUGACAGAAGCUUUCCGUAAUUUGCGUAAACAGAGGAUUGAGAUCUCCAGAAGAGGAAAUGCUGGAGAUUGUCUUGCAAAUCCAGCUGUACCCUGGGGUCAUGGUGUAGAAAUAGAAAGGGCAUUGAAACAGGUUCAGGUGGAAGGUCUAACAGGGAAUAUAAAGUUUGAUCAGAAUGGAAAGAGAAUCAAUUUUACAAUAAACGUCAUGGAACUCAAAAGUACUGGUCCUCGGAAGAUUGGAUACUGGAGUGAAGUGGACAAAAUGGUUGUGAAUCCUCUCGAUGGCCCUCUUGGAAAUGAAUCUUCAGGACUAGAGAAUAAGACUAUUAUUGUCACCACUAUUUUGGAGUCCCCAUAUGUCAUGAUGAAGAAAAAUCAUGAAAUGCUUGAAGGAAAUGAUCGAUAUGAGGGCUAUUGUGUGGACUUAGCUACAGAAAUUGCUAAACACUGUGGAUUCAAAUAUAAGCUCACAAUUGUUGGGGAUGGCAAGUAUGGGGCAAGGGAUGCAGACACGAAAAUCUGGAAUGGGAUGGUUGGAGAACUUGUUUAUGGGAAAGCUGAUAUUGCAAUUGCUCCAUUAACUAUUACAUUGGUGAGAGAAGAGGUGAUUGACUUCUCAAAGCCCUUUAUGAGCCUGGGGAUAUCCAUAAUGAUCAAGAAGCCUCAGAAGUCCAAGCCGGGAGUGUUUUCCUUUCUUGAUCCGUUAGCAUAUGAAAUCUGGAUGUGCAUUGUUUUUGCCUAUAUUGGGGUCAGUGUAGUUUUAUUCCUGGUCAGCAGAUUUAGCCCAUACGAGUGGCACACUGAGGAAUUUGAAGAUGGAAGAGAAACGCAAACUAAUGAAUCAACUAAUGAAUUUGGGAUAUUUAAUAGUCUCUGGUUUUCCCUGGGUGCCUUUAUGCAGCAAGGAUGCGAUAUUUCGCCAAGAUCCCUGUCUGGGCGCAUUGUUGGAGGUGUGUGGUGGUUCUUUACCCUCAUCAUAAUCUCAUCCUACACGGCUAACUUAGCUGCCUUCCUGACGGUUGAGAGGAUGGUGUCUCCAAUUGAGAGCGCAGAGGAUCUUUCCAAGCAAACAGAAAUUGCUUAUGGGACAUUAGAUUCUGGCUCCACGAAAGAGUUUUUUAGGAGAUCUAAAAUUGCAGUGUUUGAUAAAAUGUGGACCUAUAUGAAAAGUGCAGAACCAUCUGUGUUUGUGAGGACUACAGCAGAAGGGGUAGCUCGAGUACGGAAGUCCAAAGGAAAAUAUGCCUACUUGCUGGAGUCAACCAUGAAUGAGUACAUCGAGCAAAGGAAACCCUGUGAUACCAUGAAAGUUGGUGGGAAUUUGGAUUCCAAAGGCUACGGCAUCGCCACACCUAAAGGAUCCUCAUUAAGAACCCCAGUAAAUCUUGCAGUAUUGAAACUCAGUGAGCAAGGCGUCUUAGACAAGCUGAAAAACAAAUGGUGGUACGAUAAAGGUGAAUGUGGAGCCAAGGACUCUGGAAGUAAGGAGAAGACCAGUGCCCUCAGUCUGAGCAACGUAGCAGGAGUCUUCUACAUUCUCGUCGGGGGACUUGGUUUGGCAAUGCUGGUGGCUUUGAUUGAGUUCUGUUACAAGUCAAGAGCUGAGGCGAAACGAAUGAAGGUGGCAAAGAAUGCACAGAAUAUUAACCCAACUUCCUCGCAGAAUUCACAGAAUUUUGCAACUUAUAAGGAAGGUUACAACGUAUAUGGAAUCGAAAGUGUUAAAAUUUAGGGGAUGACCUUGAAUGAUGCCAUGAGGAGCAAGGCAAGGCUGUCAAUUACAGGAAGUACUGGAGAAAAUGGACGUGUUAUGACUCCAGAGUUUCCAAAAGCAGUGCAUGCAGUACCUUACGUGAGUCCUGGCAUGGGAAUGAAUGUCAGUGUGACUGAUCUCUCGUGAUUGAUAAGAACCUUUUGAGUGCCUUACACAAUGGUUUUCUUGUGCGUUUAUUGUCAAAGUGGUGAGAGGCAUCCAGUAUCUUGAAGACUUUUAUUUCAGCCAAGAAUUCUUAUAUUUGUGGAGUUCAUCUUGGAUUGUAAUGAAUGCUUAGUUCAAAACACAACACCAUUUUCUACACAAGUUCAAGAUGAAGCUUGACUGACAUGCACAGCUAACAUGGAAGUACUGUAAUCUAACUGAAGUCGUUGUACAGGCAGCACACCAGUUUCUGCAGCCACUGUUGUUAGUCCCUUGGUUCAUAUUGACUUAAGCACACUUGACAUCAAUUGCAUCAAGAUGUGACAUGUUUUAUAAGGAAAAAAACAUUUAAAAUAAAAAAAAUAUUUUUAGGUAUUUUCACAAACAAAAACUGGCUUUUAAAUAAAUUUGCUUCCAUAAUGGUUGAAUAUGAC
Pterocles gutturalis (yellow-throated sandgrouse) is the source of this 3095-nucleotide messenger RNA. It is a transcript of the gene GRIA2, whose product is annotated as glutamate receptor, ionotropic, AMPA 2. Bases 1 to 2475 code for a protein of 824 amino acids. The record is from RefSeq and is a predicted model, not a curated record. Gene Ontology annotation, biological process: monoatomic ion transport; synaptic transmission, glutamatergic; modulation of chemical synaptic transmission. Gene Ontology annotation, cellular component: AMPA glutamate receptor complex; postsynaptic membrane; dendritic spine. The transcript has 15 exons. Gene Ontology annotation, molecular function: AMPA glutamate receptor activity; transmitter-gated monoatomic ion channel activity involved in regulation of postsynaptic membrane potential. NCBI's taxonomy places the organism in Eukaryota, Metazoa, Chordata, Aves, Pterocliformes, Pteroclidae.